Macrosteles quadrilineatus (aster leafhopper) is the source of this 1686-nucleotide messenger RNA. Its product is annotated as piggyBac transposable element-derived protein 4-like. The transcript has a single exon. The coding region runs from base 1 to 1686 and encodes 561 amino acids. The record is from RefSeq and is a predicted model, not a curated record. Lineage: Eukaryota; Metazoa; Arthropoda; Insecta; Hemiptera; Cicadellidae.
AUGGACUAUUCGGAAGAGUUGGUUGACGAUCCGGGUGUGCCCUCCCCUUGUAGUUCCCGUGAUGUGACUGUUAGCUCUAAUAUGACAGUUAGUGAAAUUGACCUCUUUAGUGACCAAACAGACAGUAGUGAGGAAUACACGAGUGACGAAGAGUACCAGCCUAGUGACGACGGCAGUGAAUCAAGUAUCGGUGAGUCAUUAGUAGACGAAUUGGAAGACAAUUUUGAUUACGAUGAUUACGAUUUAGCUUGGGAUGAGGACCCAAACUCCAUGAAAACAUUUAUUUUUUCAUCUCCAGUAGGCUUAAGAGUUCCAAUCCCUGGGGAAAAUAAACCAGCGGACUUUUUUCAGUUGUUAUUUGAUGAUGUUCUGCUUGAGUCGAUCGUUAAAGAAACUAACAGUUAUGCCGAAGAAUUGUUUCUAUCCAAAGAUCACUCUGAGAAAUCACGCAUAAGUUCAUGGAAAAAUUUAACUUUGAAUGAAUUUAAAGUUUUUCUCGGACUCCUAUUGCACAUGGGUCACAUUAAGUUGCCUAAGAUCCAGGAUUACUGGAAGAAAGACAAACUUUUCAAAACCUGUUUUGGUGAGUACAUGGCACGAGAUCGCUUCCUUUUGAUAUUACGUUGUCUGCAUUUUGUAAGAGCAGACGCAACAAGCACUGACCGUUUGCAUAAGAUUAGGUCAAUUGUUGAUUAUUUCAAUAACAAAAUGAUUAACAUUUAUAAUGCUGGGAAGGAGCUGUCACUGGACGAAGCAAUGGUCCUAUGGAGAGGUCGGCUAGCCUUUAAACAAUACAUCAAGGGCAAACGCCAUAAAUAUGGCAUAAAACUCUACGUUUUGACUGAACCUAACGGGCUGAUUCUAAAGUUUGCAGUCUAUGCUGGAGCCUUAGAUCAACUGGCUGGUGAAGGACAUGCUAGUAAGGUAGUAAUGUACUUGAUGCGUGAAAAGCUGGGAAGAGCCCAUUCAAUCUAUAUGGAUAAUUUUUACAAUAGUAUAGAAUUGGCUACCGAGCUUCUUGAGGAAAAAACAUACACCACUGGUACUCUUCGAGCUGAUCGCAAGAAAAACCCUAAAACGGUUGUAAAUGCCAAAGUAAAGAAAGGAGAAUCAGUUGAGAAGUACUAUAAGGGUGUAAUGUGUGGUAAAUGGAGAGAUAAGAGAACUGUUCUGUAUCUCUCAACUCAGUAUUAUAAUGAGAUGGGUACAGCAACUAACAAAAGGGGUCAGGAGAAACUAAAACCCUACCCUGUUAUAAAAUACAAUGAAUAUAUGAAAGGUGUAGAUCGUCAAGAUCAAUUUUUAAGCUAUUAUCCAUGCGAAAGAAAAACCCUUAGAUGGUACAAGAAGUUGUUCGUCCACAUUCUUCAGAUGUCCGUACUGAACGCCUUUUUCCUGUUCAACAAACAUACCUUCGGUAAGAAGCUGCCGCUGUUGGAAUUCCGCUUAGAAGUAAUUAGACACCUGUUAUCACCAGUGGACAUCCAGAACCAACGACCGAGAAAAGUGGCGACAGACCAUCUGCCAACGAAAAACCCAGUGGGGUGGAACAACAAGACAUUGCGGCGGCGAUGUGUCAUCUGCUACACCAAAGGUAUACGCAAAGACUCAGUGUACCAGUGUGAGGGUUGUGCUGAAAAACCAGCUUUGUGCCUCGGCGACUGUUUCAAGGAAUAUCAUGGCUAA